AUUCAUCAAACGGAAAGGAAAAAUCCAAACAAGUCCCUUCCUAAAAAGAAUCAUCAACCCACAACUCUAAAUUCUCUCCGUUACUUGGUUUCUUUCUUUGUUAGUAAAUUUUUUUGGAGACCCAUUUUUAUUUGGGGGUUUUCUGAAAAUCCAUGUCCUUCACUUCCAAUUCUCUCCUUUACCCUAAAAUUAGUCUCUCAUUCCUACAUAAGUCCCCUUUUCUUCCUUUGUCUCUUCAACCCAUUUUCACAGACCCCUCUUUCUCACUCACUCUCUCUCUCUUUUCCUCACUCUAUCUAUCUCUGCGGAUGCAAAGCAUUUCAUUUGCCGUUUCAUCGAUAGUUUUUUUGAGAAAAUCUGGUUUGGGUUUUCUUAUAUUUGAUGAAAUUGGUCUACAGAGAGAAGUGAGAGUGAAAAGAGAGAGCUUGGGGGGAUUUACAGUAAAAAGAAAUAAGAAAUGGCACCAAGUUUUGAUUGCACGGGUCUUCUUUGUGCUGAAGAUAGUCUUUUAUGUCUUGAUGAAUCUGAUAUUGGGGAUGAUGAUUUUAAUGAUGGGUUUAUUGUUUCUAAAGAUGUUAUUACUAAUCAAAACCAUAACUUUUCUAAUGGGGAUGAGGAUUUUUCUCUAAUGGGGUUUCCUUUACUGAGUGAGGAGUGUAUAGUUUUGAUGGUUGAGGGAGAAUCUGAUCAUUUACCUAGAGAUGAUUAUUUGAUUAGAUUAAGAAAUGGCGAUUUAGAUUUAAAGAUUAGACGAGAAGCUAUUGAUUGGAUUGGAAAGGUUCAAGCCCAUUAUAAUUUUGGACCACUGUGUGCUUAUUUAUCAGUUAAUUACAUGGAUCGGUUCCUUUCAGCUUAUGAACUUCCUAGAGGUAAAGCUUGGAUGAUGCAGUUGUUAGCUGUAGCUUGUCUAUCUCUAGCAGCAAAAGUGGAAGAAACUGAUGUUCCUCUAUGUCUAGAUUUACAGGUUUGUGAAUCAAAGUUUGUAUUUGAAGCUAAAACUAUACAAAGAAUGGAACUUCUCGUUUUAAGCACUUUAAAAUGGAGAAUGCAACCAAUUACACCAUUCUCCUUAAUAGAUAAUUUCCUAUGGAGGAUUAACCAUGAUCAACGUCCGCCUAAAUCAUCGAUCACUCGAUCGAUUGAACUCAUAUCAAACACAAAUAAAGGGAUCGACUUCUUGGAAUUCAGGCCUUCUGAAAUUGCUGCAGCGGUGGCAAUGUCUGUAUUAAGAGAAACCCAAACAGCAUUUGACAUUGAUAAAGCUAUAUCAUGUUUCAUUCAACAUGUAAAAAAGGAAAGAGUUCUCAAGUGUUUUCAAAUGAUCAAAGAUGUAUCGUCAUCAGCAUCAAUACCUUCUUGUAUUAGUGGAAUUGUUAAAGUUGGAAAUAGUUCUUCAUUACCAUCCGCGCCUCGAAGUCCAAUUGGGGUUUUGGAUGCUGCAUGCUUGAGCUAUAAAAGUGAUGAAUUAACAGUUGGGUCAUGUGCAAAUGAAUCACAUUCAACUCAUGCUGCUAAGAGAAGAAAAUUGAACAACAGCAACCCAUAUGAAGUAGUAGAUUUGAAGUCAUGAGAGAAAUGGGGUUUUCUUAGAAAGGAAGUCAUGAAAGUAGGAUUUUUUUUUUUUUUAAUACUUGAACCAAAAUCAAUUCAGUUUGGUUUGGUUGAAAUGGAAAUGUGUGUGGUAUGGCCCCCUCCCUAGAACAAUAAAUCACUAAGCUGGGAAAGAUUAUGAGUGGUGGAUGAUCUUAGAAGGCCAAAACAAGAACCAAAUAAACAAAAAAGAGAGAUAGAACCAAGCGGCAGCAUAAACUUUUUGUGGCAGGGUAGCAGUGGGGAAUGGACAAUGCUCCCAUGGAUGUUAGAAAGAAUGAAACAGUGAUCAUUAGCACUAUGAAUUUCGAACAACCGUAGAAGAAUUUUUGAACAACCGUAGAGGAUGGAGAGAAGAAGAGCAGAGAUACUAUGUCAUCUGUGUAGAAGAUUACAGGUUGAUGUUGUCUUCCAUCAGUGACUAAAGAACCGAAAACAUACAAUAACAGAAAGAAAACAAUGUGAAGGGGGUUUUGUUGUU
This is a messenger RNA of Papaver somniferum (opium poppy), 2071 nucleotides long. RefSeq names its product cyclin-D4-2-like. Gene Ontology annotation, biological process: mitotic cell cycle phase transition; regulation of cyclin-dependent protein serine/threonine kinase activity. The record is from RefSeq and is a predicted model, not a curated record. The transcript has 6 exons. Gene Ontology annotation, cellular component: nucleus; cyclin-dependent protein kinase holoenzyme complex; cytoplasm. Gene Ontology annotation, molecular function: cyclin-dependent protein serine/threonine kinase regulator activity. Bases 458 to 1570 code for a protein of 370 amino acids. NCBI's taxonomy places the organism in Eukaryota, Viridiplantae, Streptophyta, Magnoliopsida, Ranunculales, Papaveraceae.